GGAGAAAUUCUUCACACACAUAGACAUCAACAUCUCAACGCAUUUCAGUGAUCCUGCCACACCGCCACAAAGAUGAGUAACUACAAGUGGACUGCAGGAUCAGAUCAAAGGAUUGUGCUUGUUGGUGUGAGUGGAGUUGGGAAGAGUGCCACAGGAAACACAAUCUUGGGAAGAGAGGAAUUUGACUCAGAAAUAAACUCAUCUUCAUUGACACUGAAAUGUCAAAAAGGAGAAGCAUCUGUGUGUGGAAGAGAGGUCACAGUGGUUGACACCCCAGGCUUGUUUAAUACUGAGCUCUCUGAAGAAGAACUGAAGGAAGAAAUGAAAAACGCUAUGACUCUGAGUGAACCUGGACCCCAUGCUUUUCUUCUGGUGAUACAGCUGGGCAGAUUCUCUCAGCAAGAGAAAGUAGCAGUUGAAAAACUAGAGGAGAUCUUUGGUGAAAGAGUGCGGGACUACAUUUUAGUUCUAUUCACACAUGGGGAUGAGCUGAGAAACAUAAAUAUUCAUCAGUUUGUUCAGAGGGAUGGAAAUCUUUCUCAGCUGAUUAAGAAAUGUGGAAAUAGGUAUCAUGUCUUCAACAACAAACACAUGGAAAAUCAUACACAGGUCAUGGAGCUCCUUGGAAAAACAGAAAAAAUGCUCUCAGAGAAAGACAGUGAAUAUUAUGCAAAUCAGGGGAUACAACACUGCAGGACAGAAAACCAGAUCAGACCAGUUGCCGUGGUAAUUGCAGCACUGAUGGGGGCAGUAGCUGGAUCAGAGAUAGAGAAAAAAAUGCUAACAUUGACAGGGGCUGAACCAAGAGAAGACUUAGGAACUCUUUACAGCUCAAUAAUAAGGACAGUAGUUGCAACAGCAGUAGGAUCAGCAGUAGGAGCAGCAGCAGAAAUGGCCGUGUUCAUGAGGGACAGAUCAGUGAUGGAGCCAGGAAUGAGCUCAGCAUUAGAAGAAAGAGUAAGAGCAGCAGUGAAGUCUGGAUUUACUGAAGCAAUAAAGGCAGGUGUGGGAGCAGUUAUGAGGACAGGAAGACGCAGGGCGAUAUGGGCAGGAAUUGGUGCAGCAAUAUGUGCAACAGUGGGAGCAGGAAUAGGAGCAGGAGUCGGUGCAUUAAUUGGGACAGGGGUUGUGGCAAUCAUGACAUAGUCUUUUAGUGUAAAGGUGUAUUAACAAAUUGGUCAAAAUGAAUAAAACAAGCCACCUACUGUAAAGUUUAGCAGACCACCAAUGGAGAGAAGUUAGGUCAAGCUAGAAAGUCUCUUGGUGGCUUGUCAUUGUUAAUGUCAUCUCUGUUAGCUUCCAGUCUUUUUAAGCCAAGCAUUUCUCUUUUCCAAUAGGUACAUUCAGCCACCUAUUUGAAAUAACCUACCUACUGUAUUAGGGAAGUACAUUAUGCUGGCAACUCCCUCCUCUACCCCACCUCCACCUACUGUUUGGGUUCACCUAACUGGGGAGUCACCUUAAAGGUGCAGUCAAUGUCCAAGAGCAAAAGCUACACUGUAUCUGCAUAUUCAUUCAAUUGUACAAUACAGUUUGUGCUCUCAGAUGUGAUAUGUUCUCAUGGUCAAACUGCUGUUCUUUAAACUAUUGGGUGCAUUUAUAUUUUGAACAUUUUGAAUCUGAUUAAGUUAAUGUAUUUUCUAAUCAUUGUAAUUUCAGCCAGAUGUUUGUGUUUUUGGUCAACAUGUUUAAACAAAUUUGCUUUGAUACAAACACAGAAUAUAUAUAGCUCAUUUAUGCAGUAAAGGAUCUCUUCUGUCUCUCCCUGUCUGUAUUACCCUUGUGUAUUAAUGUCGCUGCAAAAAGAGAUGUUCUGUGAAGAAUUGGCCUCCUUCUCCUGAGUUUUCACUUUUUCUUUUUAUUUGUAAAAGAGAACCAUAUAAUGGUUUCUGUACAUAAAACUGUGCAAACUGUAUGAUUACUUCCUGUUGAAUGUAUUGUACAGUUGAAAAUGACUACAAAUUUUAUGCUAUUCCACUGUGGUCCUGGAGGGCCAUUGUCCAGCAGGAUUUUUUAAACUGGAGUUGCAAAUUAAUUUUGAA
This is a messenger RNA of Megalops cyprinoides (Indo-Pacific tarpon), 2042 nucleotides long. RefSeq names its product GTPase IMAP family member 9-like. Bases 73 to 1146 code for a protein of 357 amino acids. Lineage: Eukaryota; Metazoa; Chordata; Actinopteri; Elopiformes; Megalopidae. The transcript has 2 exons. The record is from RefSeq and is a predicted model, not a curated record. Gene Ontology annotation, molecular function: GTP binding.